Messenger RNA from Nicotiana attenuata, 453 nucleotides. RefSeq lists its product as uncharacterized. The transcript has 2 exons. The record is from RefSeq and is a predicted model, not a curated record. NCBI's taxonomy places the organism in Eukaryota, Viridiplantae, Streptophyta, Magnoliopsida, Solanales, Solanaceae. Bases 1 to 453 code for a protein of 150 amino acids.
AUGAUUUUUGGUGGGGUUGAGGUAAAUGGGAUGACAUUUUCGGCAAUGGAAAAGAUGAAGAUAUCAGUCACCCAUGGUAGUUCAGCCAAUGUCAUCCAAUUGAGAGUUUUGGAACAAGAAAAGUUAAUCGAAAACAUAGUUCCGACGACAAAGCUUCUGGCUGGGUUCAACUUAACAAGUGUAACGACCCGAAGAGAGAUCGUGUUGCCUACCUAUGCCGAGAGGGUGACAAAGUCCACCUUGUUCGAAGUUGUGGAUGGCGAUAAGGGCUACAAUGUGAUUCUUGGUAGGCCAUGGAUCCGCGAAAUGAAGGUUAUGCCAUCAAUUUAUCAUCAAUUGCUAAAGUUCCCUACACCGGAUGGGAUCAAGAAGAUUAGGGGUGAUCAACCUGCUGCAAGGAAAAUGAAUGCAGUUACCUUAUCUAGCAACAAGGCAGAGGGAAUCAGCAAAUAA